AUGUUGGGCUUGGUUGCUGAUCAGACAUUGUUCACUGGAAUCAACAACAUGUACAAUUCAAUAAGUGGAUUGAGUUGGAGAGCAUGGUACUCUGUGGGAUACAAUGGUUCAUAUAUUAACUUGGAGGGUGGUUCUGCCAAGGGUACAACUACCACUGUAUAUCCAAACAAUGCACAACUAUCCAGUGUCACUACUGCAUCACGUUUCUUCGCCUAUAGCAAUGGUACCCUUGUAUCAGAUGGACCUGGAUCAACUCCAUCAGCUAGUAUUCUUAUCGUAUUUGGUGCAACUCCAGCAACAGUGUUUGAGGUAUCAUCCCAAACAUCAUAUGUGUUCCCGACAUCUGGAGGUAGGAUCAAUAUUAGAUUGUUUAACUUUGGAAGACCUAGUAAUCCAGACACUAUAACAGCAACUUUGAAUGGUGCCACAUUGCAAAUGACUGCCGACUUUUGGACUGGCUCGGCUACAAUCACCAUCCCACCAGGAGUCAAAGAUGGAAGUUUGGUCAUCCGUGAUGUUACAAAGAACCAAGUAGCUGCUCAAUCCAUCUCCAUUUCCUACAUUGAACCAAUGAUUUCAUCUUGGACGCCAGAGAAUGCUCCUACAUCUGGAGCUGUUACAACAUUCAUUGGCACCAACUUCUUUAACAAUGCUGACCAGGUCACUGUUCUCCUUGGAUCACAAAGCAACUUGUCUAUGGCUGCUACACCGACAUUCACCAGCAUCACAGUUAACGUUCCAGCUGGCACAGGAUAUCAUAGUGGUGCCAUCUUCAUUGGUGAGAAGAGUGCAUUGUUUGAAUACAGGUACGCUGCACCAACUAUCAGUCAGUGGACUACCUUGGACUCUGUCGUCGUGACUGUCACUGGUACCAACUUUGGUGUGUGGCCAGAACGCGUUACAAUAGAGACCACGGACGGCGAGGUGAUUGCUCAUCCAGACUCUGUAACUCAUACUCAGCUGGUCUUCACAUCCAAGCCAAGCCAUCUACGUAAUGGAAACUACACAAUCAAUGUAUCCAAGCAGGUUACCAACAACAUCACAGUGAUCAACCGACCAAACAUAACAUUUGUGAACCAACCACCGGUGACUGGAGGUACAAUCACAAUUGAGGGCAGCUUCUUUGGUAAGACACUGUCCAACAAUGCCUCGACCUCGCCCUCCUUCUAUGUGACCUCUGCUCAACAGGUGGAGAUGGCUUCAAAAUGCAGCUACCUCUACACUCCAAUGUGGAAUGGCUCGCAGACCUACUUGAUCACCUGUGACAUUGCCAUGGGCACUGGACGUCUGACAGCCCGCGCCUUUGUAGAUGGAAUGUACUCUUCCAACUACUCACUCACAUACCAGGAGCCGACUGUGUUCUCCGCCUCGACAGUCCUUCCAACUGGCGGUGAUGUCACCGUUUCUGGAACAAACUUUGCAACGACAGGUCUCAACGUGAUCAUUGGUGGAGUUCAAUGCGACUCCCAGUUCUUCAACAACACCAUGCUUGUAUGUCGCAACUUCAAGGGAGACAUUACAACGAAUGCCAAUGGCUUGGCAUACGUCAAUGUAACAGUUGAUGGUGUGCAGGGAGGCUCCUUCGCCUUUGCCUACGACAUCCCACUCAACACAACCCAGCCAUGUCUGAUGGAUUGUCUCAAUGGUGGCACAUGCAACAACAACACCGGUCUGUGCAUAUGUCCUCCUUUGUGGGACGACCUGGACUGCUCUAAGCGCAAGAACAACAACAGCAACACUCCAAUCCCCGAUGGAACAGGUGGCACGAUUAUCGUUGGAGAUGGCUUUAACUUCACAGUGGCCAUCACAUACCUGCGCGAGCAGAGCAGCUUUCAGAACGUUAAGACGUUAGACAUGAACUACAUUGAGUGGUACAAGCGCUCAAACACAUCGUCCAACUACAUCUUCCAAGGAACUUUCGCUGGCGAGACUGUCGUGGUCACGGUCAACAUGACAAUUUACGACGAAGCUAAAGAGAUUAACUUUGCCGGAGAGACCAUCUCCAUGCCAUCCAACUCUAUGAAGUACUUGAUCACCAUCGCCAACUGGACAUUCUCGUCCAACUUGAACACUUUGCAGAUCAUCUACUCUUCUGUCGCACCCAACCAGACUCAGCAGGACUGUGGCAGCCAGACCGCGACCUCGACCUCCUCCGGCCAGAACCUCCAGGGCUCUCUAACAUGGUACCAGAUCAAGUCGGGUGGCUCCAUCCUGUUGGCCAAGUUUGCCCAGUUCAUGAUUGUUGACUCCAGAAUCGCCAGGUCCAGUGUCGUCGCGCUGUCCAACGACGAUGUGCUCUACAACAUCUCGUCCAACCAGUACUCGUUCAUGACGGCCAUCCAGACGGGCGCCUUCCACACAAGUGUGAUGAUCGAUCCAAACUUUAGUAGUUUGAUCGAGCCCACCUCUGGCCGAUCCUGUGAUGCUGGUGGCAUCACUGGAUGGAAACUGAUCGUCGUGAUCGUGGCCUCAGUGAUUGGAGGAAUUGCCAUUGUCACGCUCGUGGCACUCUACAUCAGGCAUCGUGUGAUCAAGGGCAAGCUGCAAAGAGAGCUACAUUCUCGAUCGACAUCUUUGCACGAUAAUUAA
This is a messenger RNA of Acytostelium subglobosum LB1, 2589 nucleotides long. RefSeq lists its product as hypothetical. The record is from RefSeq and is a predicted model, not a curated record. NCBI's taxonomy places the organism in Eukaryota, Evosea, Eumycetozoa, Acytosteliales, Acytosteliaceae. The transcript has 2 exons. The coding region runs from base 1 to 2589 and encodes 862 amino acids. Gene Ontology annotation, biological process: sexual reproduction.